This is a messenger RNA of Aplosporella prunicola CBS 121167, 1059 nucleotides long. RefSeq lists its product as uncharacterized. Gene Ontology annotation, cellular component: Golgi apparatus; endoplasmic reticulum. The transcript has a single exon. NCBI's taxonomy places the organism in Eukaryota, Fungi, Ascomycota, Dothideomycetes, Botryosphaeriales, Aplosporellaceae. Gene Ontology annotation, molecular function: protein-cysteine S-palmitoyltransferase activity. The record is from RefSeq and is a predicted model, not a curated record. The coding region runs from base 1 to 1059 and encodes 352 amino acids. Gene Ontology annotation, biological process: protein targeting to membrane; peptidyl-L-cysteine S-palmitoylation.
AUGCCUUUCAGUCUCCUCACCGCCGUCUCUCGUUACGCGUACUCCGUUCUCAUGUUCGGUCUCCUGGGUUCCCUGCUGGGCUCGUCCGCUGGGAUGCUGUCCUUCCGUUGGGGAUGGCGAGAGAACAUGGGGCUGUACGUGGCCGACAGUUUGGGCGAUCUCGUCGACCGUUCUCCGACGCUUGGUCUCGUUCUCCUGGUCUUCCCUCCUCUCCUCUCUUUUCUCUGGGUGGGACCCCUCGGCUACUUCCUUUUUUGUCGCUUUUGGACUGCGCGCCGCCUGCGUCUGGACAGCGCUGGGCCGAGCACAAUCUACCAGGCUGAGGGACGGAACGGAGAUCGCCGCUGGUGCAAAUUCUGCAAGAUCGACAAGCCGGACAGGGCGCGUCACUGCAGGGCUGUGGGCCGGUGCUUGCCGGUUUACGAUCACUUUUGUCCGUGUCUUUGUGGACCCGUUUAUCUUGGAAGCCAGAAGGCGUACCUUUGGGCUCUCUUUUGGAUUCCUGUUCACUUGGCAUUUUCGGUCGGCAUGGGCGCUUGGCAGUUGUCUGUUAGGAGCCGGAAUGGUGGCCUGGAGAAAGCUUACCUGGCGGCUGUGGGAUUUUUUGGUCUCAUUCUGCCAUGGCUGGUCAACUUUGCGCGCGUCAAAUGGCGCGACAUUGUUUUCCGCAAUUCCAGACCGAAGGACCUUGAAGGCGUCUACGUGACGAUAUGGAAGGAUGGACAGCAGAAGACCAUUUCCUACCAGGCGUUAAACCCGUGGGAUUCUGGCUGUCGUCAAAACAGUUGGAUGAACAUGGGUCCCUGGUGGCAAUGGCCUCUCUUCUGGGUCGAACCUCCGAUCGCACGGAUGCUCCAGGACGGAACAGCGUGGGCGCCCUGGGUCUUGGAUGCCCAGCGAGCGAUGGGAGCAGCGCCUGAGCAGCCUGUUCUCAGCCCAGCCGUUACCGUACCUGCGCAUGCAGUCAAUCGCCGAGCUGGACACUCGAGUGAUAUUGAGGUUGAGAUGGACAACUUACCUCACCCCGGAAGCCGGAGCUUGACAACCUCCGCUUCCUAG